GAAACAUGUGUUCAGCAGCGAGAGCAGGGCCAGCGUCAGUCAGCGGGAGUCCCUGCCUCACCAUGCUGAUUGUUAUCCUCACCAUCACAGGUAUAAUUGGUAGUGUUCAAGUUUCGACCCCGCCUGUGGUAGAAGCAGAGAUUGGAAAACCCAUCCGCAUAACCUGUGCUCCUGAGAUAUCCACUCCAAGCACUGUGAAAUAUGUCCAAUGGUUUGUUAUGGAGAAGGACACUCGCCAACGAAUCUAUUUCCAGGAUGGAGAAAAUAGAAUUAUCAACAAUAAGACUCACUACACUGAUCGAAUCAAUGUGGAUAAGAACUACACUCUGACCAUUGACAAUGUUGAACUUAGAGAUGAACGGACAUUUUGUUGCCAAGUUGGUGCUGGUCCAGCAGGCAAUGGUGAAGCCACAACAGAGUUGAAGGUUUUUGAUGCACCAGAAACACCUGAGAUAUUUCAAAGUGAUAAACUCAUAUCAAUAAUGAAAACAGAACCAUCAGAGAUUGCCACAUGUGUCACUAAGAAUGGUUACCCUGCACCGAACAUAACGUGGUACAAGGACCGCACCCCAUUGCAAGCUACCACGAAGAUAAACAACAAGAUGUAUAUGAUUCCUCAGGCCACAAAGGAGCCCAGUGGACUUUAUACCAUUACCAGUACACUUUAUUAUCUGCCUGAGAAGAAGGACAAAGAUUCUAAAUUUUACUGUGAAGUAAACUACAGGAUGCCGAUAGGAGUAGAGAAAAUGAAGAAGUCUAUUAAGAUUGGCAUACAAAUAUCCUAUCCAACCGAAAAUGUGGAAUUUCUGUAUCGGCCCAAGAUAUUGAAGGAGACAGAUAAUAUGAUACUAGAGUGCAAGUCCGAUGGCUCAUCUUCUGUUGAAAACACCUUUUACAGAGUGCGGGAUGGACAAGAGGAGGAGACCCUUCAAAGUGGCACUGGCAACACCUUUGAAAUUGUUGGAGUAAAACGAAAUGACAGUGGUGUUUAUGGCUGUAGAGUGCUGGACUUUGAUGCAGAUGACAAGGAUUUUAAUGCAAACAAGACAAUAACAAUUAAUUAUCUGGAUCCUAUUGUAUUGAAACCAAGAGGACCAUACAUUUUUGAGGAGGGUGACAAAAAUAAAAAUAUUUAUUGUAGCGCAGAAGGAUCACAACAGACAUCUGUGAUUUGGAAAAAACACAAGAAGAUAGUCAGUUCUACAAAUCUUCUUCAACUACCAGUGGUCACAUCUGAUGGUUCUGGAAACUAUACCUGUGAAGUUACAAUCCGGGAUGUUCCAAGCCUGUUUAAAAAAAAAUCCAUCAGAGUUACAGUCAAAGAGCCACCUAAAGUAAAUUGUACGGAGAAGAUAUUCUACAAAAAUGGACAUUAUGUCAACCUGACUUGUAUUUUCAAAGGCUAUCCAAUACCAAACAUCACAUGUAGCAUUGGAAAGGAGGUAAAGGACAUAAAAAAGCAUCUGUUGCCUAAUCACAUUGUUAUCAGUGAAUUGACUGUACUGCUUCCUGCAGAGGGACUGAACGUGACUUGUAAUGGCACCAAUGAAUAUGGGAGUAAGACCCACAACUCCGUUGUGCAGAGAGAGUCAACGGCAGUUUCUACAAAAAGGCCUCCUAUUGCUGGGAAGACUCAUAGGGGGAGCAGUGGUGGAAUGCUGAUAGUCAUCAUCAUUGUGUGCAUCAUUCUUCUUGCGUUCCUGGGUGCGAUCCUGUACUUCCUGUACAAAAAAGGCAAGAUCCCCUGUGGUCGCUCAGGGAAACAAGACAUCACACGGACAGAUGUUCAUGACGAUGUUGUUGUGGAAGUUAAGAAUGACCAGAAGGUGCCAGAAGAGACUGUGCUUCUACAAGGAGUCAAUGGAGAGAAGAAGUUGCCCAAUGACCAGUGAAGAGAGAUGAAGCAAUAUGCAAUCCUGUUGAAUGAAGAUAAAUAACCACAGUGCUCCCAGCCUAACCAGACCACAUGGAUAUGACAGUGACAUGAAAAGUUUUUGCCUUUAGAAGCGCUGCACAUGCUCCUACACUGAAGCAGUUUCAAUAAUGCUGGAGCCUUUCACUGGAAACCACUCAACACUUUACUGAAAUGAACACAUGGCCUAUCAUUCCCCCUAACAUUCCCACCGUCAAACUGGGUGUUUUCUGUGUGAUCUCUGCAACUGCAGGUUACCUCUCAGCUCUACAUUUCUGCUCAAAUUGUAUGUUGUCACAUCAGUUACAGAGUACAAAAUGCCUGUCCAGGCUUCAUCCCCUUGACACAGCUGAAAAGGAAAUUCAUGUUACUUUGCUGUACAAUUCUUAUAAAUUCCUUUUAAUCACAACAAUUUAUAAUUGAACAUUUUGAUGAAGCAUGUGUAUUAAAAAGCAUCCAGAUUAGAAAGUGUUGUUCAAAGGGGAAAUCGUCAGGACUGUGUUAGUAUAGUUCUAACUAACUGCAGACAGGGAUGUUCAUACCAUUAAUCAGAUUAGAGAUUACAUUUCUCAUUAGUUGUGUAAUUGACAAUAGGAAGCAUGAGAUGACAUAUUUGUACAUAUUUUAAUCAAUAUCCCCACCUCUCAUCAGGAGAAAUAGUUACAAUGUUCAAAGUAUUUUUUGUAGGUUUCAGCUGCAGUCUGUAUUCAUUAUCCAACACAUCACAAUUUGGCUGGACGGACUUCAGUCAGCAUUAUGGGUAAACAAGGGUUUUUAUUCAUAGUGCUUUGCAAAAGAAAUGUCAAUAUUAGUAACAUCAGGAAUUUUUAAAUCAACAGAAUCCAGAAAUUGUUUGUUUGGAUAGAUUUUCUGUUAGAAAUGCUGAUCACACAUUGAAAAUGGCAUUUGCUCUCUGCUGAGUCCAAACCAAAUGCACUGCACAAUAGGUAAUUUUUACUCUAUUUCAACAUCAGUAGCUCUCUUCUAAAUGUAAAUUCCAGAAAUAAUGAUUUGAUUGUAGUGCAGAAUUUACAUCAUCACCAACCCUUCAUCCAGUUACAAGCACAAGUCCUUGGUUUCUGUCUGGUCAGACGCAUCUUCCAUUGAAAAUAAUGCAAAUUCAUUUUCAAAUUAGUGGUCUGUUUGAGAUGUUAUACAUUCAUGAUCACUUGAUCCUUAAAAUUUUUGCAAGAAACAAUGUUUCUUGAAAGGAAUAGGAAAGCGUAUAGUUCUCAUGAUGACUAUGAAGUAACAAUAAUGCUAGCUUUUGUUUCUCAUUGCAUUGUUCUGUAGAGUAUUUCCAGCAUUUUGUUUGUAGUCGCCAUAAGGGAGCAGAACACAUGUGGUAUAGAAAUUUUCCUUUUUAACGUCCAGGACAUGUUUCUCCAAACUUGGGAGCUCAGCCAGCUCCACACCAAAGCACCAGGGCUAGAUGAUUGCAUUCUGUCCAUUUGCCUUUAAGUCAAGAUGUUGUGUUCUUAGAUUAUCUUGUAAAGAAUUUGCAUUAUUUAAAUCAAACAGGACCCCUUUUAGUCCUGUUUCUUCUGCAGGCUGUCUGCAGCAGUCAACACCACCAUAUCCUCUCAACUUUCAACUUCCCCACUUAAAGAACAAUUUGGUUACUUUCUACUUUGCAAAUACUGACUCAGGUUUUUUUUGGCUGUUUCACAUCAGAGGCACCAUAAAAGCAGCAACUAAGUCUCACUCAGUGACCAAAGCAUUGGCCUGUAGUUAGAUUGCAUGAAAUGUUAGACCCUAGUGCACAGAAAGGGCAAUAUUUCCAGUCAUAUGCUCCGUGUAUAGCGAGAUAAAUUGUUGCGUGGUGUGGGUAUGUGAGUGGAGAAAUAAAAUGUAGGAAUAAUUUCCUUCAAAGCGUUCUUGAAGGGUGUGGAAUCCUGAGAACUUAGUUUUGGUUUAUCCUUCUGGUAACCCCAGUGCUGCUCAGCACCAGUACUCAGAGCAUCAUACAUGUCUGAAGAUCCCAGUUCAAAUUGAUGAAGACAAGUUACUAUUCUACAACCUUCCCUAUUAAUCCUAUUAUUAUUUAAAAUGAUCUGCCUUCCCCCACAAUGCAGAUUACUGCAUUCCAUUUGCUUCCUUUCUUGCCUGUAUUUGAGAACUGUGCAGUCAAUGAACAAUCCACACUUUUUUUCAUGAUCAUAACGAGGAUUAGACGGGGAAAUAAAAUAAAAAUAAGUGCUGACGAAACACUUUCUCCACAAAUGUUGCCAGACCUGCAGCAUUUCUCCAGCACUUGCCAUCUUUAUUUCAGAUCUCCAGCAUCUGCAAUACUAUACUUUUAUUGAAUGGAUGGAAAUCUUCUCUAAAGUCCUCAAAUGGUGAUCAUAGCACCACAAAAAUCUAAGAUCCCUCUAUGAAGCUGGUUCGGACUUCCAAAAGUUUAAUAUUGGAUUUGAGGAUCAAAGAAAGCAUUAGAAUGAUGUAGAGAAUCACUUAAGAAUGAGUUGUGUCUCACUUUCAUGCUGCCAUUGCUGCAGAAAAUUGGCCAUUUCUGACUCAUUUGGAAGGGAGGCACAUAAACAUAUUAACACAUCGCUGUGCUAAAGUUAACUUGCUUGCUUGUUAUUUAUGUUGAAAUUUUAACAACAUUGUGACAGAUGCUGAAGCUGUGGCUGGAUCUUUCAAUAUACAUAAAAUUAAUUAGUUAAAAUUAUAUUGUACACUAUUUGAACUGUUGCAGAGUUAGUGUAAUACCACAGAAAGUGCUUCAUUUAAAUAGAGUGAAGCCUAUUAAUUAGAAAGCAACUAGGUGACCCUGUGGGCAGCAGGGUAGGCGGUUUUGGAGUCAAUGAAACAACAGUAGUCACCCCAUUAUUUUUCUCAAGUGGCGGGAUAUCCUGACAGGCAUUAGCAAGUACCCCUCACAUUUACAUAUUUUCUAAUUGGUAAAAAUAGUGUGCCCUCCCAUUAUAGGGACACCCCAGGGAGCUGGAACCACCUCAUUCUUUUGAAGCUUAGAUUUUUUUUUCUAUUCAUGAGCGUCACUGGCUAGGCCAGCAUUUACUGCCCAUCCCUUGUUGCCCAGAUGUCAAGUUAAAUGUCAAUCACAUUGCUGUGGGUCCAAAGUCACAUGAAGACAGACCAGGUAAAGAUGAAAGCUUCCUUCCCUAAAUGAUAUUAGUGAUGACCAUGAAACCAUUGCUGAAUGUCAGAAAAACAUCUGGUUCACUUGACCCUUAAUUCCAGAUUUUUAAGUGAAUUCAAAUUCCAUUAUCUGCCAAUGGCAGGGUAUGAUCGCAGGUCCCCAGAACAUUAUCUGGAUCACUGGAUUAAUAGUCUAGUGAUAAAACCACUAGGCCAUUUCCUCCCUGAGUGAGAAAAUCAUUUCCUUCAUCGUUGGGUCAGUUCAUUAUUGGACCUAAAAUCCAUAGCUGGAUGUAGACCCUUGCUUCUGGCUUGAAACUACCGACAACACUGAGGUAUUGAGCACAUCUAGCUGUGCAAGAUCAGCUCUGCACAGAUAAGAGUUAGGAGCUACCAUUACUGACCCAUAGUGGAUAUAUAGGUUGCUCUAAACUCCAUUUUUUGAGGCUCUAAUGCAAUUCCUAAAGCUACCUGCCCAGCCUCGUUCCAUUGAAGUACUUUGUCUUAUGUAAAUUUGAAAUAAAAACUGUGACUGACUGUUUUUUAUGACUUGCAAAGAAAAUGCUAAAUAAAAUAUUGUUGCAAAUACCUGA
Molecule: messenger RNA, 5610 nt
Organism: Hemiscyllium ocellatum (epaulette shark)
Lineage: Eukaryota; Metazoa; Chordata; Chondrichthyes; Orectolobiformes; Hemiscylliidae
Product: cell surface glycoprotein MUC18-like
Exons: 16
Coding region: 6-1892 (628 amino acids)
Biological process (GO): angiogenesis
Cellular component (GO): plasma membrane
Source: RefSeq, a predicted model, not a curated record